AGAACUAGUAAUAGUAUAAAUAAGGCAUGUUAACAGAGCAGUGGUCACACACACAGAGUUUAGUGUUUACAAAUCACCACCUUUCUGUCCCAGACGUAAUAAAUCAUAAAGGAAGUGCUUAUGAGCUAGCCGCGACAGCUAACUCCGGGUUAGCUAGUUUGGCAAAACAAGAUACUGAAGGGUGGUGAUCGGCUUUCUUCAUCAGAUCAAGUUCUGAUACACCGACAUCAUGUUCCAUGGGAUUCCAGUUACAGGAGGUGUAGGAGGAGCUCCAGCCAAUAAACCUGAGUUAUAUGAGGAAGUGAAAUUAUACAAAAAUGCAAGAGAACGAGAGAAGUACGAUAACAUGGCAGAGCUGUUUGCUGUCGUCAAGACCCUUCAGGCCCUGGAGAAAGCUUACAUCAAAGACUGUGUCACACCUAAUGAGUACACUGCUUCCUGUUCCAGACUCUUGGUUCAGUAUAAGGCUGCUUUCAAACAGGUGCAGGGCUCUGACGUUGGCUCCAUCGAUGAUUUCUGCAGGAAGUACAGACUCGACUGCCCACUAGCCAUGGAAAGGAUUAAGGAGGAUCGGCCAAUCACCAUCAAGGAUGACAAGGGCAACUUGAACCGCUGCAUUGCAGAUAUAGUCUCUCUGUUUAUCACUGUGAUGGACAAGCUGAGACUGGAGAUCAGAGCCAUGGAUGAGAUUCAACCAGACCUGAGGGAGCUGAUGGAAACCAUGAACAGAAUGAGCAACAUGCCUCCAGACUCGGAGGCUAAGGACAAAGUCAGCCUCUGGUUGACCACCCUCAGCAGCAUGUCGGCCUCAGAUGAGCUGGAUGAUAAUCAGGUGCGCCAAAUGCUGUUCGACUUGGAGUCAGCCUACAACGCCUUCAACCGCUUCCUCCACUCCUCCUAAAGCAUCUGUCCAUACUAGGUCCUGACUCUUGUACCUGUUAAAUUAAAAAAGAAACACUCUA
This is a messenger RNA of Thunnus maccoyii (southern bluefin tuna), 962 nucleotides long. It is a transcript of the gene vps28, whose product is annotated as VPS28 subunit of ESCRT-I. Gene Ontology annotation, biological process: protein transport to vacuole involved in ubiquitin-dependent protein catabolic process via the multivesicular body sorting pathway. The record is from RefSeq and is a predicted model, not a curated record. Lineage: Eukaryota; Metazoa; Chordata; Actinopteri; Scombriformes; Scombridae. The transcript has 10 exons. Gene Ontology annotation, molecular function: protein-containing complex binding. Gene Ontology annotation, cellular component: ESCRT I complex. Bases 230 to 901 code for a protein of 223 amino acids.